This is a messenger RNA of Leptomonas pyrrhocoris, 276 nucleotides long. RefSeq lists its product as hypothetical. Lineage: Eukaryota; Euglenozoa; Kinetoplastea; Trypanosomatida; Trypanosomatidae. The record is from RefSeq and is a predicted model, not a curated record. Bases 1 to 276 code for a protein of 91 amino acids. The transcript has a single exon.
AUGUCUCAGGAAAUGAAGCGCGCCUUUCCCGAGCUGAGCACCGUCCACGUCAUCCCGUGCUCGCACUUCGGCGGGCACGUGUACGCGGGUAAUGUGCUGAUCUACAGCAAACACGGCGGCGUCUGCUUUGGGUGUGUGACUCCCAACGAUGUGGAGACGAUCGUUGACGUUGUUCGCAACGACGACGGCGUCGUACCGGACGGACUGCAGGGCCGCGUGAGAGGCCGGAUGACGUCUGGCACACCCGACGCCUCUCUAUCCCACAAGGAACGCUAA